Messenger RNA from Besnoitia besnoiti, 408 nucleotides. RefSeq lists its product as uncharacterized. NCBI's taxonomy places the organism in Eukaryota, Apicomplexa, Conoidasida, Eucoccidiorida, Sarcocystidae. The coding region runs from base 1 to 408 and encodes 135 amino acids. The record is from RefSeq and is a predicted model, not a curated record. The transcript has 2 exons.
AUGACGCCGCCUCGUCAAGACAAGCCCGCAGAGCGCGACCCUGCGGCAGCUGUCGCGGACGGAGAUGAGGAAGAACCUGAAAAGCCUCUUCCCGACGAGGGAGGAAAGGAGCGACGUGCGGAGAAGGAGCUCGCCGCUCUCGGCGACGGAGAUCGUCACGACGGCGAGAGCGGCGCGAUGGAAAUGAACGAUUCGCAACGCGCGGCGCUGAUGAACUCGCUGAAUCGUAAGGACGUGCAGAGCGCGGCUCACGUCGACCCGAAGGCAGUUGCCGAAGUGAAAGAUCUGCUUCUGCUCCCCGCGUCGGUUGCAGAGAAGGCCCUUCGCUCGCAGGGCGGGGACGUCAGCAAGGCCGUGCGACAGUUCUUCUGCGGCGAAGAGCAGGACGGCGAAGGCGUCCUCGGCUGA